GUCCCAACUCAUUCUCCUCUUGUCUGACUACAACUUGCAUUGACCAUGGACAGAGAUUACCACAAUUCUAGCGGCUAUGAAAAUAGCGGCCAUCGCUUCUCAGCAAACAAUAUCAGACAGAACUAUGCCCAUCAUAAUAGUCGCCAAGAUCGCGAUGACAAUGCUUCACAAAGCAACAGGAGAAAUGGUGGCCCAGGAGGCGGUGGAAUGGAUCGAGGAAGCUCAUUCUCGCGUGGCUCCAACCAAAACUAUUCUUCAAGCUCGCGGAGCGAAUACCCCAAUUCUCGUGAUGGCUACCUCACUCAUAGCUCUGGUGGUGGUGAUAAUCGCGGUCCUGGACGCUAUUCGAGCGAUACUAAACAAUAUCAGAGUAACAAUAAUAAUUAUGAUAGUAAGGGAAGAGACUCUACAAAUUAUUCUUCUUCUGAACCCCGUCCUAAGAACCCCACCGAUUCACUCAAAGCGUAUCAGCAAGCCAAGAGUAGUGACCCCUUUGCAGUUGGGGUUGAGUCCUCGGCUACUUACUUCCAUGAGACUUAUGACAAGCUUGACCGCAAAACCGGCUUGGCAGACCACUACUCAGGUACUAAGCACUCUGUGACAAUAAUCAAAACAUUCUGUGAGAUGGCUACUCAAACGACGGAAGACGAUGUCUUGCCCCAUGAAUCAACCUGGAACGGUAUUCAGAUUGUCCGUGUCACUAGAAAGCAUCCUACAGACAAAGCUUCGCCGGGCUAUACUCAGCCACCUACAGAGCAUACAUCGUCGUUAUUGAAAGCUGUCUCAGGCACUGGUUCUUCUAUUGCAAAUGCCGGAGGAUCUUCAAAACAGCAUCAACACAGUCAAGACCACUAUCCACCACAGCAGCGUAUGACCCGUUCAGACGAUCCCACUCGCGGGUCGAAUGCUCCUGGCUAUGGAACAGGAGCAAGAUAUUUAGACAAAACUUCUGCACCAAGCAGGUCCCAAAAUAUUCCACAGGAGGAUGAGCAACCACAAUGGUACGGCUCUACGUCAACCACUCGUGGCCUCUCGUCGCAACCGAAUGAUGGUUUCGGUACGGCGAAUAAUACGGGAACUGCAUCUCAAAAUCAAUCUUCUGCGAUGCCUGCGAUCGAUCAGUGGUCGAUUACUCCAGGCGCCACGUCCCAAAAGCCGUCUGCUGCAGCCCCAGCCAUUGAUCAGUGGUCGAUUACUCCAGGCGCCACGUCCCAAAAGCCGUCUGCUGCAGCGCCAGCUAUCGACCAAUGGUCGGUUGCUCCAGGUACUAAAGGGUGGGAUGCUACGCCAGGGCAAAAGAGUGUGGGCUCCAUGGUUGACUGGAGUAGCGGCAAAGUUGAGGGCUUCCCUGAAGAGGCUAAACCCAAGGCAAUGCCUUUAAUUGGAGCCCAAGGGAUACAGCAGCAGCGGUCUUCACAGCAUCAACAUCAAUUUUCGCAGAGAGACACAUUCAAAACAGACAGACCCGUUCCCCGGGGCCAAGAGCUUCAUCAGUCUUUGGCUGAAUCUCAACAGCAAGGAUUCAAAUAUGAUGACGUUGAUGAGAAAGAUGGAGGAGGAAGGCGAGCCUUUACUGAAAAUUCCUGGAUGGGUGAAGGUGGCGGCAGCGGUAAUGUAGCAGGGGAGUAUCGGUCGGAUGAUGGGUAUCCGCGUGCAUCGGAUACCCGUGGAAAAGCUCCUGCCAGGGAUUCCCAUCAACUAGACACACAGGCGCAGAGCGGAUAUGGCGGCAUUAGUGACCAGCGGAGCUCGACAUUUGCAUCACCUCCAGCUCAGGAACGUAGAGCUAUGACUUCAGAGGAACGGUUUAAUAAUAGUAAUAGCCGCCGAGACAGUGUACAGAGCAACUUUAGUUCGGUAGGCAGUGGAGCAACAGCAGUCAGCGGAGGUAUGUCAUCUGCCAGUGGAGCAACAGCAGUCAGUGGUUCAGCUCCAAGUACUUCACGGGCGUAUGGUGAUCGAGCAUUGCAGCCUCGCGGUGGUGGUCAAUACGAUAACGAACCUUAUAGAAGCGGAGCUGAUCGCGAUGGAGCAAUAGCUCAACGAAGACGCAAUGAGGGUCGUGGGGAUCAAGGCCAGCAAUCGCAUCAACAUAAUUUCCGAGCUGGACCUGAUCCUAAUAGUCCCGCGCAGCCUUCUGCGCGGCGCUUUGUUAGCACUAAUCCUGGACAUGAAUCCGCUAUUUCAGCAUGGUCUGCAGCUUCAAUGGGCGCAACCAAGCUAAGUAGUAACCCUACAGGCGCUAAUGGCAAUAGCUACCCUACAGGCACUAUGUCUCCAUCGAUUACAUCAGCCGCAGAUGAGUCAGGUGGUUCAUCAUCUCAAUCGCCAACUAACAGAGCAUCCCAUUCGAGCGGAAACUCGGCUACGCCAGGUAUCCUAGCGACAGUGAAUGAUUUUCAGAGCUUCAUGGAGAAAGCUAAAGCGUUUACUCCAUCAGCUCCGACUAGACAGAAAGGAAACCAAAGAGGAAGGACGGACAGUGAUUAUGAUGGUAGUCGUCAUGAAGAUGAUAAUAGUGAGGGUACAGGGGGGUAUAGUCGAGGAAGUAGUGUUAACCGUGGUCCCGAAUGGGAGCGAGGCGUGCAGUCCUCCACGAACACGCAGCAACAGGAAGGGUCCGGCUAUCAAACGCCACAGUCACAUGAUCGCUCAAUUCCAGAGGAAGAGGCGAGGAUCGAGGACGAUACUGGAGCAGAUACAAAUGUAGAUACAAACGAAGUAGCGCAAGAGAGUAAAGUAAAGCCAAAUUGGUCUUUGCAAGCGGAUCAAAAUGAUGAGAGCGAGGCGGAAUUUGAGCGUAGAAGAGAGAUGGGAUGGCAAAGCAUUACUUCCAAUGAUGGUAAUAAUGGAGAGACACCACCUUUAUCCGGAGAAUUGGGGAGCCAACGCGACAACGAAUCGUCGUCGCUUUCGCCCCUUGCGCCUGCCAGUCCUUCGACUACGAUUGCAGAUGAUCAAAGCCGCGUUGCUAUUGUGCGUACAAGCAGUAUUAGCAGCAGAGGUAGUGAUAGCAGUGAGGUGCUGAGUGCUAUGGCCAUGGAAGACAACCUACGUUCAUUUCAAAACCAAGCUAGAAGUACAAGCCCUGUGGUAACGAGAGGCACUACCCCCACCCCUGCUGUGGAUUUUGGUGUUACUGUAUCCUCUAACGCAACCGAGGAGCAUGGAGAAGAGGAUUCUCGAUCACAAGCGGUGGAGGAUGAGGAUUCUCAAUCACAAAUGACGGAGGAUAGAGAGAAGAAUCCUCAAUCACAAAUGAUGAAGGAUGGAGAGAAGGACGCUCAAUCGCAAGUAGUGCAGGAUGGAGAGGAGAAUCCUCAAUCACAAGUGGUGGAGCGGAAAGACGAACCCAAGAAGGAAAGUGCGGUUGAGAACGCAGAUGUUUAAAAAAACAAAAAUUCUUGCAACCUCCUUUUUUUAUCAUACGGUAGUUUUUUUUAUUGGUUCUUUCUUGCAGGGACAUUACUUUCACACACACAAAGUAAUUGCUUACUCUUUGCAUUUAAUAAACGACGAAAAUUUUG
Molecule: messenger RNA, 3527 nt
Organism: Lobosporangium transversale
Lineage: Eukaryota; Fungi; Mortierellomycota; Mortierellomycetes; Mortierellales; Mortierellaceae
Exons: 2
Coding region: 46-3390 (1114 amino acids)
Source: RefSeq, a predicted model, not a curated record